Messenger RNA from Chlorella variabilis, 870 nucleotides. RefSeq lists its product as hypothetical. The transcript has 5 exons. Bases 1 to 870 code for a protein of 289 amino acids. NCBI's taxonomy places the organism in Eukaryota, Viridiplantae, Chlorophyta, Trebouxiophyceae, Chlorellales, Chlorellaceae. The record is from RefSeq and is a predicted model, not a curated record.
AUGGGCCCCGGAGGCGCACACGUCCCUGACCUGACGCAAGCGAAAUGUGAACAUGAUGCAGGCAGCGGCGCACGGGCCGUCGGCAAGCGGUGGGACGUGCUGGGUUCGGCCGCCGGCGCGACCGCCGCCAAGGCGCACCACCACAGCCUGGCCCUGGACGCAGCAGACGGCGGCAGGCCGUACCUGGCAGCCCUGGAGGGGCCCGGCUACAACCUGACGGUGCGCAAGUACGUUAGCAAGGAGGCGGGGUGGCAGGCCCUGCCGCAGCCCAGCGGCUCUGGGGCCGCGGGCUAUGUGGCUCUGCUCAUGCACCCGACCCAGCCGGGAAGGCCUUGGGUUGCGUACGGGGACCCGUCCCGUGGCGGCAGGCUCAGCGUGCGGGCCUUCACAGGCGCCUCCUGGGUGGCCAAGGGCCAGCCGGGGCUGUCCCAGAUCCCGCUGUCCUCGGUGCCGCCCAAGCUGGCCUUUGCCCCGGAUGGCGCUGCCUGGAUUGCGUUCCGGGUGGGUUCCGCAGAGGACGGCCCGCCCACGGGGCCCUUCAACAUCGUUGUGAUGAAGUGGCUGGCGUCCAGCAGCAGCAGGGGCCAGCGCGCCGCUGUGUCCCCUGCAGAGGCCGAGGACGUCCAGCUGGCGGUCGGCCCCAACGGCGAGCCCUAUGUCGCGUUCCGAGACAUGGGCGACGGCAACUUCCCGCUGUCGCGGGGCAUGGUGGUGCGGCGGGUGGCGCUGGCGGGGGGCGGCUUCCAGUGGAGCCCGCUGGGGCCGCCGCAGCAGCCCUACUUCACGCUGGCGAUGGAGGUGGGUGUGCUGGGUGUUGAGUGGAUGCAGGGAGGUUGUUUCGGUGUUCGGCGAAUAGGCUGGAGGCAGUAA